ACCAUCGUUCAUGUUCAUAUGUAAACAGGAAUACGCGUUUUCAAUUUUAAAGAUUACAACAGGCAUGCUUCCAUAUCUCGGAAGAACUAGGUAGGAAAUGCUCUAAAAACCUUUGAAGCUGAGAAUGAAGUGUUUGAAAGUCGACGAGUACGUCAAACGGACCGCUUGUCCGAAAGACACCGAUGCUCUCUGUGGAGAGCUACAGGAGUAUGUGAAUAAAGGCCCGGGACCGGAGGGUAGGACGCUGUGUGACCGAGUGAUCAGGGCUUGCAACCACCAGCUAGGGACUGCACCCCUAGACGGGGGACACCUGAGUAAAUUGGUGGAGCUGGUGGAGCUGGCUGUCCAUGGCUAUGAGGCUGCGGGGCAGCCAGGGAUGCAGAGCACCCCCUUCUACGUGGAAAAGAUUUUGUUCCACAUUGUCAAGAAGCUGGCCACACAGGGAGCCCACCAGCUUUGUCAGCAGCUGGGAGCUCUAAUGUAUAACAGACUGGCUUCAGCUGCAGAAAUGGAGGACUACCAUCUACUGGUACGAAACUGCUUUGCGGUGCUGUGGAAUGCGCCAGUCAAGACGGCUCAUCAGAGGCUGGGCUGCCACAUGCAGGCCCUGAGCUUCCUGUUGCUGCUGGACGGAGACCCCAGCCAGCCCUGCACCCCUUCCAAGGUCCCUGCGUACACCGAAGAUGCUGUGGCGAAAUUUGAGAGAGGCUGCAAGAUGCUGACGGUGGAUGAUGCCGACUGCUUGCUGCAGGAAACGCAGUGCUUCCUCCGACCUCGGGCCGGCAGCGGGUACCGGAGCCGGGUUGCGCUGUGUGAGGCAGCGCUUCACAUCUGCAAAUGCCUGUGCAAAGCAGGCUUGUGGGACCGGGCUGCAGGCCAGGUGGAGUGGGCCGUCAGCUGGGCAGAGGAGUCGCCCAGCCUCCGUCUGGUCCUGGGCCUUGCCAGGCAGGCUGUGGGCAUCCACCACCUGCUUAGGUCAGGAGAGCAGUGCAGGGAGGCACUGAGUGAGUGUGUGCUUUCUCUCAGGGCUCUUCCCGCUUCUCUGGGUUACCAGGAGUGUCACGUCGUCCUGCAGGGCUGCCAACUUGUCACCUGGGCACUCGAGACUGGCCCAUGCAAGGCCUUGGGAGGGACAUCUCUUCUGGCCUGGUUCUCCUUCCUAAAGGAAUACCAGGAACUCCUGCUCAGACAGAUGCACGCCACAGAAGAGCCAAAAGAGCAGAAGCUGUUCCUCCAGAAGACCUUGUGCUACAGCUUGUACCAAGGCUUCACAAAUGCCUGUGACAGUCUGAUGGAAGCGCAGCUGGAGGACUGUGAGACUCUUUCUAAAGUGCUACUCUACUGCAAAGCCACGGCAGCACGGAUGAUGAGUGAACUGCAGAAGCUGACAACUGAAAAUACUUUCACUAAAGCUGCUACUGCAGUGAACAAUCUAGUUUGUGGACUGUAUAAUCGCAAAUUAUAUGACCAGGCUUUCUCAUUGGCUGAGAUCCUUUGUCAGCAACUCAUCAAGAACAGCCACCCAUCAUUUCCUGUCAAUAAGUUGAAUCGAGCAUUCAUGCUGGCCGUUCAGAGCUCCAGGAGAGGUGGCCAGCUUGAGCAUGCUCUGGACUGGGUUGUGCACUGGAUGCGGGCCCUCGGGAACCGGCUUGUGGAUCACAUGGCAGAGCCUGUCUCUCUUUGGGUGAAAAUCAAGGGCGAUGCAGCCCGUGGGGGCCAGGAAGAUGUGCGGCUCAGGACCCUGCGCGACGGCUUCGGGCCAGACGCCCCCGCAGAGGGGGUGAUGCUCCGCCUGCUGGAGGAGGAGCUUAGGGCGUACAGGGAGGUGGUGGGUGACACAGCUCAGGAGCGCUACAAUACAUUGUGUGACCUGCUAGACAUUUGCCACGAGGGCAGCGCACACACACAAAGCCGUGCUGUCUACCUCUGCGAGAUGGCCCAGGUGGUCUGCUUCCAGGACUUCAGCCAGCAGACCGACUGCACGGCGGUGGACUUUGCCCAGGAGGCGCUCAGGUUGCUGGAAGAGGAGCCGGAGACAGCCGAGAACGGUGACCAGCUGAAGGACCACAAGGCGCAGGCAUCGCUAUGGCUGUACAUCUGCACCAUGGAGAGAAACCUGAAGGAGGCUAUACAGCGGGACCGCAGGCUGUGCGAGGCGCACAGGCAGGUGCGGAGCUACGCGGAGCCCCUAGGGACAAACGACCUGGACUAUGAGGACAAGCAGAAGCAACAGGACAGCCAGCUUGUCUACGACUGCCUGCACUUCAGCCUCAGAGCUGAGAGCAGGCAGUGCCAGCCACUGCAAAGGUCUCUGGAGCUGUGGAGGAGCCUACUAAGCAGAGGCACUGUUCCAGCUGUGAGAAGAGCCAAGCAGACAGUCUCCUCCAUUGUUCUUAUGGGAGGCCUUUUCAGGCUGAUGGGCAAGCCACUGCAGGCUCUUGAGAGUUACCAGCUGGCCACGGGUCUCUCCCGUGGACUGGGCGAUACCCACAGCUGUGCCACCUCCAUGUGUCAUGUGGUCAGGCUGCUGUUGGAUGUUGGUGCCCCUGAACUGGCACAGCUGCAGCUGGAGCAGGUGGAGAAGUUGCUGCCAUCUGUGGACUCUGAUGGGCUUUCCCCACUCAGUGUGCUGGCCAGACUUCUGAAAGCUCAGCUCUGCUACAGUACUGCUCAGGUGGAGAUGGGGGUUUCCCUACUGGACCAAGUGAUGAAGGAGGUGACUGAGCGCAAGCACUCCAAGAGCUGGUACCUGCUGCAGGCCAUGGCUCUCCAGACGGCCAGCGCGUACCUCGGCCUCGACGUGUCUACACUGCCCUGCUACCUCCGCCAAAAAAUCACACAACAUGGGCUGAAGACUGCUGACACAGCACUGUACGAAAGCCUGAAGCUAUUGUGUAGCCUUUUGGUGACACUGGUAGGGAACGGCUUCUAUGGUGCCCACAGCAAUGGCGCCGACACACAUUUUGUUGACCAAGGGGACAGUGUUUUUUUGAAGUGGCAGCUGCUGUCAGAGGUGCUGAGCUGCUCCCUGAGGAUGGUGGCAGUGAGGAGCCACAGUGGAGCUGUCCCUGAGGCAAAGGCACAGUGCCUGGAGGCUCUCAAACUGGCCACCAAACUGCAGACCAUCAGCCAGUGUUCUGAGCUCUUGGUGGUUAAGGCAGAGCUAGAACUGCAGAGAGGUGAGAGGGACCUGAGUGGUAUGGACCUGCAGAAGGUCAAGGAUCUACUGGAUCUGGGCACUGAGUUCAUCAGUAAAGAGGGAAAGGCGGAGGUGAAAAUCAAGCUGAGGAAAGGGUGCCCCACGAAGAAGCUGGUGCCCCCUGAGCUAACACAGGAGGAGGACUACAGGAGCAUUCUCAGCACAGCAGCCUUUCCUCUGGAACCUGUCGACACAGUGAAGGAGUGGGCCCUGACAGCCUCACCUAAACUCAAGACCAAGCCUCAGAACUGGCUGUCCUCCCUGGCUCAUAAAGCAGACUGUGACUGCCCCUGCUGCUCAGACCCUAGACUGGGCCGGGUUGUGGUGCGAUGGGCUGCGGCCCAGGCUGAGCUGGCCCAUCAGCUAGAGCAGGAAGGGGGAGAGAGGCAGAGCAGUAAGCUCUUUCUUGCUGCCUUGUCACGCUGUAAAACGCUGACAGCAAAACUUGGGUUCAAACUUGCCAGUUUAAUGCUGGAAAAUGACAUCCCCACAAAGGAGGUGCCUUCACCUUCCUUUGUCCAUGAUCUAGUGGGCAAAAUCUACCUGCACAUGUCCCUCACCAGUCUAGAAUUGCAUUUGGAAAAAACUGAGGGGACAUGGGAGCUCCUGGAAUCUGGUCUCACUUUCAUGGCCUCACAACGUUCCCCCGAACUGGUGCCCCUUCGAGCCCACCUGCAGACUACCAAAGCCCUGGCUUCCAUCCUAGCUCUUGCUGCCAAUAAAGACUGCCGAACAGCAGAGCUCUUCUCUGCGGCCUGGUCCUGGAAUCUAGCGUCCAAGUGUGAAACUAAGCCUAAAAGGCUCCGCUCAACCAAAACAAUUAAGCAACCUGGAGAGAUCCUGGUGAUAGAAGACACCAAGAAAUGCAAAGACCCAGCUGCAUCCUUAACAGUGCCCAAGGUUAAGAUAACAUUUCCUUCCACCAAGAGCAAACAUUCCAAAAAAAAACCUGUAAUUAAAAGCUCCAAAUUAAAGUCAGCUGCUGUGGAAGUGCAAUGCGGAUUUGACUUUGAUGAUGAAGUGCCCCAGAUUUCUGUGAGAACACACUCUCCUGGUGCUGUGUGCACCCCCAACCAGAAGCUUAAAGGUGCACCCCGAGCAAGACGAGGUGAAGCAAAGCCACGCUCUAAGCUCCAUUUCCAGGUGUAUGAUGAGUCUUCCCCAGUACAAAACAAACCAGGACCAGUACCUGCUGCUCCCAAACGAAGCAAGAGGUCUCGCUUUAAGGUAGAAUUCAGUGAUGAGAGUGAUGCCGAGACCAGCACUCAAGAGGCACCUGGGGCGAUCUGGCCACUUUCCAAAACCAGCUGUGCCUCUAAAGCAACAUCAGAGAAGAAAAAAACAGGUAGGACCAAGAAGAGCACGGCCCUUCCUUCUCCAAGCAGCUCCUCUGUAGAGGAGGACGUCUCCUCCUAUGCUUCCCUUAGGAGAGGCAGAACUAAAAAACAGAGCAUGCCCUCCACUGCGGCCAGAGGUGUUUCCACUAGCAAGGAGGAGCCAGAGAGGCUGAGGGCCAUAAAAGAGGACAUGGACCCGAGCAUGGACAUAAGUGUGGAGAAGCUGCGAGUGUCUGACCUGGUGGAGGAGGAAAAAGAUGGGAGGCCUCAGAAUGUCCCAGACACAGAUUUUGAAGUGCUUAGAAGGGAUCUGUGGGUACACCAGGAGAUGGAGCACCUUGGUGAACUCGGCAGAGCAGACCACACUGGCACCCAGCCCUUCCCUACAGUAUACCCCAGCACAGGGCCAGACGGGCUGUCACUGGACUCGGUGCGAUGUCUCCUGCUUAGUGCCUGGCUGUCCCUCCAACACUUCCCCCCACCCAGACUCUACCCCCAGCUUUGUGGCCUCCUGGCACUGUGUCAUGGACAGAGCGACCCUGUGACCACUGCAAUGCUCCAUUCAGAGUCCUUGGGUGUCACCAUUAGACAUCACAUGACUCGGCACCUAGCUGGAAGGCUUGCGAAAUUAAGAAAGGCAGCAGCCCAAGAUCUGGCAGACAAAUUGGGGUCUCUAAGUCUAGAUGGCCCCUCAACGCAGCCUCAUUUGCAGCAACGUCUUAGCCAGCUGGAGAGAAUUUUUUCCUUCCUCACUCUCAAACCUGAGGCCUUCCCUCAUCAGCAUGGCCAAGAGUUCACACGGCAGCUCGAGAACAUACCUUCCGGGAUGACUGUAUGCCUUCUGUCAGUGGUUGGUGAACAGCCCAGUGCGAUGGGCGACACCAUUCUGCUGUCUCGCCUGGAGAGUGGCGCUCUCCCCAUCACUGUCCGCAUUCCAACCACUCAGAGUGAGUGUCCCAUAAGCAGGAUUGUCCAAGAGAUGGAGGGUGUGCAGAAGCAGCAGAAGAUGGUGAGCAAUGUGGCAGACAAGGCCCAGUGGUGGGAGGGACGGAGAGCGUUGGAUCAAAGGAUGGAGAGAUUGUUGGAGGACAUGAGGGAGACUCUAGGUUGCUGGCAGGGGCUGCUGCUUCCAGUCUCCUCUGACCCCAGGCUCGGCAGCUACGCCAGGAAUCUGCAUCAGACCCUCACAGAGUGCGGAGCGCGGACCACUGAGGAACUCCUGAAGGCCAUCUUGUCUGCUGCCCCCCUUCUCUCACAACAAGACAUGUGCUCUCUGGCAGAGGGCCUAUGUCCAGGCAGAUCUGAGGAGUCCCUGGCAGUGCUGCAGAAGGCAGCGUCUGCUCUAAAGGACAUUGCAGAGCCGCAGGGUCACAUUGUCCUUGUGCUAGACAAGUACUUGCAGAAACUUCCAUGGGAGAGCAUCUCCUGCCUGAGGUCCCGCUCUGUCACCCGCAUGCCCUCUCUCCACUUUCUGCUGGGUCAUGCUGCCUUGAAACAGCUGGAUCCUGGGUCUGUUCUGAAUCAUGGUGUGGACCCACAGCAAGUGUUCUACGUGCUCAACCCCGAUGCCAACCUGAAAGACACAGAAGAGCGUUUCAAAGAGUGGUUCACCAAUGAGCCUGUCUGGCAGGGUGUGUGUGGAACCGCUCCUUCUCCCGAACAACUCCAGGAGGCUGUAACGACAAAAGACCUCUACAUUUAUGUGGGACAUGGAGCUGGAGCACGGUUUCUAGAUGGCCAGAAGUUGCUGAAGGGGGAGCUGCACGCUGCUUCCUUGUUGUUUGGCUGCAGCAGUGCAGCUCUGGCUGUCCAUGGAGAGAUUGAAGGGGCUGGCGUAAUCCUCAACUAUCUCAUGGCUGGUUGCCCACUGAUUCUUGGCAACCUUUGGGAUGUGACGGACCGUGACAUUGACCGUUUCACUAAAGCUCUUCUGCAGUCGUGGCUCUCUGCUGGCCAUGGGGCCCCCCUCCUGAAUCACAUGGCUUCCUCCCGGCAGGCCACUUAUCUUAAACAUCUGAUUGGAGCGGCACCUGUAGUGUACGGUCUUCCCAUUUUCCUGCGAUAAUUUUUAAGUGACACAGAAGCGGACAGGUGUC
Messenger RNA from Megalops cyprinoides (Indo-Pacific tarpon), 6632 nucleotides. RefSeq names its product extra spindle pole bodies like 1, separase (gene espl1). Gene Ontology annotation, molecular function: cysteine-type endopeptidase activity. The record is from RefSeq and is a predicted model, not a curated record. The transcript is spliced from 32 exons. Bases 125 to 6601 code for a protein of 2158 amino acids. Gene Ontology annotation, biological process: proteolysis; meiotic chromosome separation. Gene Ontology annotation, cellular component: centrosome; cytoplasm; nucleus. NCBI's taxonomy places the organism in Eukaryota, Metazoa, Chordata, Actinopteri, Elopiformes, Megalopidae.